Molecule: messenger RNA, 2663 nt
Organism: Papilio machaon (common yellow swallowtail)
Lineage: Eukaryota; Metazoa; Arthropoda; Insecta; Lepidoptera; Papilionidae
Gene: Sec23
Product: protein transport protein Sec23A
Exons: 14
Coding region: 161-2482 (773 amino acids)
Biological process (GO): intracellular protein transport; COPII-coated vesicle budding; COPII-coated vesicle cargo loading
Cellular component (GO): COPII vesicle coat; endoplasmic reticulum exit site
Molecular function (GO): zinc ion binding; GTPase activator activity
Source: RefSeq, a predicted model, not a curated record
UGAAUUUGACAAUUGCCAAAUCAGCCAGACUCGCCUGUCUGAUAGAAAAUUAAAUUAAUUGCAUCAAUAUAAUAAAUUCCUGAAUGAACGCCGAGUGAGGAAGUCGUUAGUGUUUAGUCUAGCUAAGGUUUGAUAACCGCAUGCUUACGUGACUAGCGAUAUGGCUACCUACGAGGAGUUCAUUCAGCAGAAUGAAGACAGGGACGGUAUACGGUUUACGUGGAAUGUUUGGCCCUCCAGCAGAAUUGAAACUACAAGGCUUGUGGUGCCUUUGGCCUGCCUCUAUCAGCCGCUAAAGGAACGGCCAGAUUUGCCUCCUAUACAGUAUGAACCUGUAUUGUGUACUCGUAAUACAUGCCGUGCUAUCCUAAACCCUAUGUGUCAGGUUGACUACCGUGCCAAACUAUGGGUGUGCAAUUUCUGCUUCCAACGAAACCCUUUUCCCCCGCAGUACGCUGCAAUAUCAGAGCAGCAUCAACCAGCAGAACUUAUCCCUAACUUCUCAACAAUUGAGUACACAAUCACAAGGGCUCAGUCCAUGCCACCAAUAUUUCUCCUGGUUGUAGACACAUGCUUAGAUGAAGAAGAACUUGGAGCACUCCAGGACUCGUUACAAACUUCUCUGAGCUUAAUGCCGCAAAAUGCAUUAGUUGGCCUGAUAACUUUUGGCCGCAUGGUUCAGAUACAUGAAUUGGGUACGGAAGGUAUUUCAAAAUGUUAUGUUUUCAAAGGCACUAAAGAUUUGACAGCAAAGCAAAUACAAGAACAAUUGGCAAUCGGUAGAGUGAAUGCUCCCAAUCCUCAGGGAAGACCUGGUGCACCUGCACCAAUGCCUCCAGCACACCGUUUCUUACAACCAGUAAAGCAAUGUGAUAUGGCCUUAACAGAUUUAUUAGGAGAGCUUGGCCGAGAUCCAUGGCCACUAGGUGUUGGAAAACGCCCCUUAAGAAGUAGCGGAGUUGCACUUUCUCUAGCUGUGGGUCUACUAGAAGUUACUUAUCCGAAUACUGGAGCUAGAAUUAUGCUGUUCCUCGGAGGCCCCUGCUCACAAGGGCCAGGUCAAGUUGUUAACGAUGAGCUCAAGCAGCCCAUUCGUUCCCAUCAUGAUAUUCAUAAAGACAAUGCGAAGUAUAUGAAGAAAGCUAUUAAACAUUAUGAAGCAUUGUCACUGAGAGCAGCUACUAAUGGCCAUUCCAUAGAUAUUUACUCUUGUGCUUUGGAUCAAACUGGAUUGAUGGAGAUGAAACAAUGCUGCAAUUCCACUGGUGGUCAUAUGGUGAUGGGCGAUUCUUUCAAUUCAUCACUCUUUAAGCAGACAUUCCAAAGAGUGUUUGCUAAGGAUCAGAAGGGUGAAUACAAGAUGGCCUUCAAUGGUAGUUUAGAGGUCAAAUGCAGCCGUGAACUCAAAAUUACGGGAGCUAUAGGUUCGUGCGUGUCACUGAACGUGAAGGGUCCAUGUGUGUCAGACCAGGAGGUGGGCAUGGGCAAUACCUGCCAGUGGAAGAUGUGCACUUUCACGCCGAGCACCACUAUGGCUAUAUUCUUUGAGGUGGUGAGCCAGCAGGCGGCGCCAGUGCCGGCAGGUGGGCGCGGCUGUGUCCAGAUCAUCACGCAGUACCAGCAUUCCAGCGGCCAGAGACGUGUCAGGGUCACCACAGUCGCGCGAAAUUGGGGCGACGCGGCGGUGAACUUGCACCACAUAGCGGCGGGCUUCGACCAGGAGGCGGCGGCGGUGGUGAUGGCUCGCCUCGUGGUCUACCGCGCUGAGCUAGAAGACGGGCCCGACGUGCUGCGCUGGCUGGACAGGAUGCUGAUACGACUUUGUCAGAAGUUCGGCGAGUACGGCAAAGAUGAUCCGAACAGUUUCCGUCUGUCGGAGAACUUCAGCCUGUACCCGCAGUUCAUGUACCACCUUCGCCGCUCUCAGUUCCUGCAAGUCUUCAACAACUCACCCGACGAGACCACAUUUUAUAGACACAUGCUGAUGCGUGAAGACCUGACGCAGUCGCUGAUCAUGAUCCAGCCGAUCCUGUACUCGUAUUCGUUCGGUGGACCACCAGAGCCUGUGCUUCUCGACACCUCCUCCAUACAGCCUGAUAGAAUCCUCCUCAUGGAUACCUUCUUCCAGAUCCUGAUAUAUCAUGGAGAGACGAUAGCGCAAUGGCGAGCGCUGCGCUAUCAGGAUAUGCCGGAGUAUGAGAGCUUCGCGCAGUUGUUGCGGGCGCCAGUAGACGAUGCGCAAGAGAUACUGCAAAGCCGCUUCCCCGUACCGCGGUACAUCGACACCGAGCAUGGCGGAUCACAGGCACGAUUCCUUUUAUCAAAAGUGAAUCCAUCGCAGACACACAAUAAUAUGUACGCGUACGGUGGGGCGAUGCCGAUACCAUCUGCGGACGGUGGCGCCCCCGUGCUGACGGACGACGUUUCGCUGCAAGUUUUCAUGGAGCACCUCAAGAAGCUCGCUGUAUCUUCCACCGCGUAACCUUGUUGAGAACUGACUCUUAUUUUGUAUCUAGAAUGUUCUUUAACGGAAUAAUAUAUUCAAUGUAUCACAAAUAAAAUGUCGUUUUUGUCCAUUCUCGUUCUUUAUUAUUACCAGUUUUAACCCUGAUGCUAAGUGAUAUAGUCGAAAUAGCACUUCAGUAUAUUAACUCUGCUUAUGG